Molecule: messenger RNA, 1189 nt
Organism: Paramisgurnus dabryanus
Lineage: Eukaryota; Metazoa; Chordata; Actinopteri; Cypriniformes; Cobitidae
Gene: tnfa
Product: tumor necrosis factor a (TNF superfamily, member 2)
Biological process (GO): immune response
Cellular component (GO): membrane
Molecular function (GO): tumor necrosis factor receptor binding
Source: RefSeq, a predicted model, not a curated record
GGUCCAGUUUUUCACGACCAACCUACUGAAGCACUGAAAAGAUCUGCGUUGAGGAGACAUUACACCGCCCUAACGACACAAUCUGCACUGUAUGAUACAUUAACAUAGUUUAAAGUGACUACAAGGACUACAAGACAUAGCGCAAUGAUGAUGGAGCAUGAUAGUGAGAUACUGUUAGACAUUGAAGAUAAAGAGCUCUCACCGAGGAGGAACUACUCUUCAAAGUCAGGCAUGUGGAGGAUCUGUGGAGCUCUCCUGGCUGUGGCCCUUUGUGCCGCCGCUGCCGUCUGCUUCACAUUCAAUAAGGAUCAGAGCGGUCAGGGUGACGGAAGAGACCUGAGACACAUGUUGAGAGCCGCUCCACAGCAAGGAAAUAUUACCACAAAGCAUGCCAUACAUUUAACAGGAGUUGACAUUGAGGGAAAAUCAAUAGAGUGGAAAAGGUACCAGGAUCAGGCGUUCUCCCAAGGUGGUCUGGAAUUAAAAAACAAUAAAAUCAUCAUUCCCGAAGAUGGUAUAUACUUUGUCUACAGUCAGGCGUCUUUCCACUUGACCUGCAAGUCUAAUUCCGUCGAUCCUGAAGACCACGAGGUCGAGCAUUUGAGCCAUGCAGUGAUGCGAUACUCUGACUCGUAUUCAGACGACAAAGCUCUCUUCAGUGCUAUGCGUUCUGCAUGCGUCCAGGUGCCUGACAGUGAAAUGUCUUGGUAUAACACAAUAUACCUCGGUGCGGCCUUUCAACUCCGUGCCGGAGACGAAUUGUCCACCAAGACCUCCUAUUCUUCCGCGUCGCGCAUCGAAAGUGGCGACGGGAAAACCUUCUUUGGAGCAUUUGCUUUAUGAACAUGAAACAAGCACAUGAAAAACGAGGACAUUGGAAGAGAUUUCAAAAUGGACAACAAAAUGUCAAACCUCAAGUUUCAACAACUGAACUUGCUUUGACCUCUAGUAUAUGUUUUAUGUUAAAACACGACUCGAAGAAUAAAAAAUUUGAGAUUGAUGGGUCCAUCAGCAAGAUCAAGUGCAAGAAUGUGAUAAAGAUAUUUAAUUAAUAAUGUUAUUUUAAAUGUAUUUAUUUAUUUAACUAUGUAUGUAUUUAUUUAUUUAUUUAAUAUUUGAAGAAUGUCAAAUGCACUGCUACUGUAAUGAAAUGAAAUGUAAAAAUGUAAUAAACAAAUCUAUAAACAUA